This is a messenger RNA of Mauremys mutica (yellowpond turtle), 2677 nucleotides long. RefSeq names its product collagen alpha-6(VI) chain-like. The record is from RefSeq and is a predicted model, not a curated record. The transcript has 21 exons. The coding region runs from base 399 to 2522 and encodes 707 amino acids. Lineage: Eukaryota; Metazoa; Chordata; Testudines; Geoemydidae. Gene Ontology annotation, molecular function: serine-type endopeptidase inhibitor activity.
GUGGAGAGCCUGGUAUAAGAGGAGACCAUGGGGAUCCUGGAAUUAACAGUAAUGUCUCUGGUCCAGAGGGUGAAAAAGGAAAGCCAGGGCAGCAGGGAGAACCGGGAACAGAUGGAGUGCCAGGAGAGUCGGGUGCAGAGGGCACUGAUGGUGCAGAAGGUCGGAAAGGCCCCCAGGGUUUAACGGGUGAGCAAGGAGAUCGUGGUGAACCUGGUUAUCCAGGAGAUCCUGGCCUACAAGGCUCACAGGGUCUAAGAGGAUUACAAGGGAUCAGAGGCCCUCCAGGACCACAAGGAAUACCAGGCCUUCGGGCUAAUCCAGGAGCGCCAGGUGCUGCAGGCGCUCCUGGGAAUCCAGGGCCCAGAGGACCAAAGGGUGAACCUGGAGAUCCUGGUGAGAUGGGUCUGCUGGGACCCACUGGCCCAAGGGGGAUGCCUGGCCUAGAUGGCAAUGAUGGCUAUGGUCCUGCAGGAAACAAAGGAGCAAAGGGAGAAUCUGGAUUCCCAGGAUACCCUGGUCCACAGGGAGAAGAUGGUGAUCCAGGCAGUCAAGGAGAUAGAGGGUCCAAAGGAAUUAGAGGAAAAAGGGGCAAUGCUGGCUUUCCAGGUUCAGAGGGAAAUCCAGGGGACCAAGGGCCACCAGGACCACAGGGCACCAAAGGACCAAAAGGCACCAUAGCCAUGGCACCUUGUAGACUUGUUAAUUUCACACGAGAAAACUGCCCUUGUUUAUCAGGUACAGCCAAAUGUCCAGUAUAUCCCACUGAAUUGGUGUUUGCCCUCGAUAUGUCUGAAGAUGUUACCCUAGCAGCAUUUGAAAGAAUGAGGGAUAUUGUGAUAUCUUUGCUGCGGGUCAUCAAGCUCAGCGAAAGCAACUGUCCGACUGGUGCCCGCGUCUCCAUAGUUUCAUAUAAUACCAACACAAAGUACCUCAUCCGAUUCUCGGAAUUCCAGAGGAACAACUUGCUGCUGGAAGCAGUCCAGAGAAUACCGCUGGAGAGGUCCUCGGGCAGACGCAAUAUUGGAGUGGCCAUGAGAUUCAUUGCAAGGAAUGUGUUCAAGCGGAUUCGUCAGGGUGUUCUCGUAAGAAAAGUUGCCAUAUUUUUCACCAGUGGCCCAUCACAGGAUGCUACCUCCAUCAACACAGCAGUGCUGGAGUUCAGUGCCCUGGAUAUCACUCCUGUGGUGAUUGCCUUCAGUGAAGUCCCUAAUGUCAGACGUGCCUUCUCGAUGGAUGACACUAGAAGAUUUCAACUCCUUAUUUGGGAAAGGCAGCAGGAUGAGCGCUUGGAAAGCAUCACCUAUUGCACACUCUGCUAUGAUAAAUGCAAACCAGAUACAAACUGUGAAGUGACAGUUCCCCCACCAGUCCUGGUGAACAUGGACAUCACUUAUGUCAUAGACAGCUCUGACAGCAUUGACAGUGAUGAGUUUGAGAGAGCCAAAGACUUUGUGAGUACGAUGCUCGAUCAGUUUGUUAUCACCUCACAGCCAAGGGGAUCGGAUGAAGGGGCAAGGGUGGCACUGGUGCAGCAGGCUCCUCGAAGCUUUAUCUCCAACAGAAACACAAGCCCAGUGAACAAAGAGUUUGAUCUGAUCACGUACAGUGGUAAAAAUUUGAUGAAGAGACAUAUCCAAGAGUCUGUUCACCAGCUGGAAGGGCCAUCUGCCAUUGGUCAUGCUCUACAAUGGACAAUUGACAAUAUAUUUUUCAAAGCCCCCAAUCCGAGACAACACAGGGUCAUAUUUACAAUACUUGGAAGUAAGACGAGUUCGUGGGACAGACAGAAACUGAGAGAGGUCUCACUGCAAGCCAAGUGCCAAGGAUUCAUCAUGUUCACCCUAGCACUUGGAAACGAUGUUACCAGCAGUGAGCUGACAGAGCUUUCGAGCUUCCCAGCAGAACAGCAUCUAGUGCAGCUGGGCAGGGUUCUGAAACUUGAAAUGGAGUAUGCUCAGAAGUUUAGUCGUGUCUUCCUAAACCUCCUAAAACGGGGAAUGAACAGUUAUCCUUCUCCAGAACUGCAAGAAGAGUGUGAAACCUUAAAUCGAGGAGAUGCACAACAGCAAGUAGCUGUUCUGGAGAGGAUGCCUUUCCCUGAAUUUGGUGGAAUUGACGGUGGUGGGACUUUGGAAGAGCUAAUGGAAAGCAGAGUCAUAGAAGAAAUUACAGAAGCCACUCAGGAACCUGUAGAUGUCAGAGAAGAAGAGAAAUAUGAUUUUGAGGAGGAGUACUUCACAGAGGACACUGCCGAAGAGGCCAAGCUAGAGGAAUAUGGAGAAGCCCCAGAGAAGAAAGAAGAAAACUUAGAGGAGACAGUAGAAACUGGAGCUGCAUAUGCUUACUAUGAUGCUUGUGCAGUGGAUCAUGAUGGAGGAGAGUGUCAAGAUUACACUCUGAAGUGGUAUUAUGACAAAGAGCAGAAAGUCUGCACUCCAUUCUGGUAUGGCGGCUGUGGAGGCAACAAAAACAGAUUUGAAACUCAAGAGGAAUGUGAAGCCUUGUGCAUAGCAUCUUCCUAGAGUGGAGACAGUCAAACCACUUCACUUCUUCAACUAUGCUAUAAGGACAAUGGGGAAAAAGAGAUUAAAAGAAAAAGCUCUAAGUUAACAAUACUGCUUCUAAAUUUCAGGUAAAACAAAUACAUCCUUAUUAAAAUCCAUGUGACAAGAGGGCA